Molecule: messenger RNA, 1704 nt
Organism: Phragmites australis (common reed)
Lineage: Eukaryota; Viridiplantae; Streptophyta; Magnoliopsida; Poales; Poaceae
Product: PTI1-like tyrosine-protein kinase 3
Exons: 6
Coding region: 364-1470 (368 amino acids)
Biological process (GO): protein phosphorylation
Molecular function (GO): ATP binding; protein kinase activity
Source: RefSeq, a predicted model, not a curated record
UCGGGCGUUGCGACUUGGCGGGUGUGCAGUGCGGACUUGGUCCAACGGCGCUGCGCCCCGGGCCCCGUGAGCGAGAAGUCCGCGCCGAGAUGUCACGACCGGACUUCACAUCGCUGGCCCGCCCGUUUCCAAGUCUCGGAGCUUUGUCUACUUCCCCUCGCUCUCGCCCCAGAGCUUUCUUGCAGCGUUACCGUCCACAAGCAGGCAGGGAAAUUUCAGCAAAGCCAUUAGUAGAUUCCGUGCGUAACAUAAGCGGAUAACUACUGGUAGUUGCAUCUUGUUCAGAACGCAAGAUUAACUUUUGCAACCAAGGUCAGGAAAGAGUAGGAGCGGCUUUGCGACUUCGUGCUGUUUGCGCCGGCGAUGGGGUGGUGGGAGAGCGCGAAGGCCAUGUUCGGGGACAGCGGCAACCUCGGCUGCUUCCCUCGGAUUGGGAGGAAGCAGUCCAAGAACUCGUACGCUUACCCGGCGGAUCCUGAAAAACGGAGUGAACCGGGCGGCCCCGCCGCGGAGGAAGUGGUGACCGUGGAGGUGCCGGAGGUGCCGUUGCGGGAGCUGAACGAGAUAACCGGCUCCUUCUCGGGCGAGAAGCUGAUCGGGCAGGGGUCCUACGCCAAGGUGUACCGGGUCACGCUGCGGAGCGGCAGGCCCGCCGUCGUCAAGAGGCUCGAGAAGCCCUCCAAGCGCGCGACCAACGUCGUCUUCCUCAAGCAGCUGUCGGCGGCGUCGAGGCUGAAGCACGAAAACUUCGUCCGGCUGCUCGGGUACACCAUCAGCGGCGACCUCCGUGUGCUCGUCUACGAGUUCGCCACCAUGGGCACCCUCCACGACGUCCUGCACGGAGACAGGGGGGUGCUGGUGCGGGAGCCGGAGCAGCCCAGCAUCGGCAGGCCGGUGCUGAGCUGGGCGCACCGCGUGCAGAUCGCGCUGGACGCGGCGCGGGGCCUGGAGUACCUGCACGAGAUGGUGCGCCCGGCGGUGACGCACAAGGACGUGCGGUCCACCAACGUGCUGAUCUUCGAGGGGUUCAGGGCCAAGAUCGCCGACUACAACAUGUUCAGCCAGGCCGCGGACAUGGCGCGUCUCAACCGGUCCACGCACACGCUCGGCUCCUUCGGCUACCAGGCGCCCGAGUACGCCAUGAUGGGCCAGAUGACCGACAAGAGCGACGUGUACAGCUUCGGAAUUGUUCUCCUGGAGCUCUUGACGGGGAGGAAGCCGUUGGACCGGACGUUGCCGCAGGGCCAGCGAAGCCUGGUGAACUGGGCAACGCCAAUACUGACGGAAGACAGAGUUCAGGAAUGCAUCGACCCGAGCCUUGGCGAUGAGUAUCCUCCUGCCGGAGCACUCAAGCUCAGCAGAAUCGCAGUGCAGUGCCUGCAGUACGACCCCGCCUUCCGGCCGUCCAUGGGCACCGUCGCCCGCGUGAUCAACUACGCCGUCCUUCGAGACCAGCAGGGCGUGGUCUGAGGUAGCCGUGUGAAGAUGCGAAGUUUCGCCGUUGUCUGUCGACUCCUGCAGCUGUGAAUCCACUCGUGCAUGCCUUGUGCUAUGUAUGCUAGCAGUGUUUGAGCAAGAUAUCUCCCGGAUAGAUGUAAAGGCCUACCAUCUGGCAAUCUAUGGAAGCAGCCCAGAACGCUAAUACGGCCAUCUAAGCAUGUACAUGCGUUUCACGCUCAUUUUUUUAAUGAAAAUAAUUGUGUG